This is a messenger RNA of Cajanus cajan (pigeon pea), 1578 nucleotides long. Its product is annotated as 1-aminocyclopropane-1-carboxylate oxidase homolog 1. The record is from RefSeq and is a predicted model, not a curated record. NCBI's taxonomy places the organism in Eukaryota, Viridiplantae, Streptophyta, Magnoliopsida, Fabales, Fabaceae.
UAAUAAGCAGUUACAGGGACACUGGUGAACACAUAACACAAGCAGUUGCAAACAUCAAAUAGAACUGUUCCUGUUCCAAGACAACAUUUUUUAAAGAAGUUGAAGGUCAUUUCAACAAGGACAAAAAUGGGGUUCACCAGUCCAAGUGAAAUGGAUGAGAUAUUCAAGGAAGAUUCUGAAAGAGCAAAGGAGCUCAAGGCUUUUGAUGAGACAAAACUUGGUGUGAAAGGACUUGUUGAUGCAGGCAUUACCCAAAUCCCUCGCAUAUUCCAUCAUCCACCUGAUAACUUCAAGAGAGCCUCAGAUCUGGGCCUUAAAGAUUAUGUUAUUCCUGUUAUAGACCUUUCAAGCAUUCAUGAAGACCCUAGCGAACGCAAAAAGGUUGUUGAGAGAGUGAGAGAAGCAGCAGGGACAUGGGGUUUCUUUCAGAUUGUGAAUCAUGGCAUCCCAAUGAGUACUAUGGAGGAGGUGUUAGAUGGGGUAAUAAAGUUUUUUGAGCAAGAUGAUGAGGUCAAGAAAGAAUUUUAUACUCGUGAUCAAAGUCCCUUUAUGUAUAGUAGCAAUUUUAAUUUAUAUACCAAAGCUCCAACUAGUUGGAAGGACUCUUUCUUCUGCAAUUUGGCCCCUAAUGCCCCUAAGCCAGAAGACUUGCCAUCUGUGUGCAGUGACAUACUGCUGGACUACUCAAGCCAAGUAAUGAAAUUGGGGACUUUAUUGUUUGAGUUAUUAUCAGAAGCUCUUGGUCUGAAUUCAACCUACUUAAGAGAUAUGUGUUGCAAUGUUGGAGUAUUUGCUUUUGGUCAUUACUAUCCUCCCUGUCCUGAACCAGAACUAACUUUGGGAACCAUAAAGCAUGCUGAUGUUAAUUUUAUCACAGUGCUUUUACAAGACCAUGUAGGUGGCCUCCAAGUUCUUCAUCAAGACACUUGGAUUGAUGUAGCACCUGUACCUGGAGCUCUAGUUAUUAACAUUGGCGAUUUUCUACAGCUUAUCUCAAAUGACAUAUUCAAGAGUGCUCAACACAGAGUACUUGCAAAUACUGUAGGUCCAAGAGUCUCUCUAUCAUGUUUUUUUAGCCAAGCCUUUCUUCCAACUUCAAGGAGUUAUGGUCCCAUCAAGGAACUUCUAUCUGAAGACAAUCCUGCAAAAUAUAGAGAAUUUUCAAUUCCAGAAUUUGCAGCUCAUUAUAGAACAAAAUGUAUGAAGGGUACUACUCCUCUACUACAUUUCAAGAUUUGACAAGCAUAAUGUGGUACAAGUGACUCUGACCUUGAUCCAUUGCCCUCGUUUUAGGAAGUACUUACCGAAAGGAAUGCAAUAUUUGGAACCUCCAUUGUGUAUUUCUUAAGGAAGAAUUAUUGAAAAAUGUGUGUGGAUGAAAUAAGUUUAUGCUUUUGUCAGUAAAGUAAGGAUCGUGGUUUGAUUUAUUUAUGUAAACUUGGCUUGAACUCAUUAUGGGAAGCUUUCAAAUGUAAUAUUGUGUUUUUUUAAUGCAGGAAUGCAUAGCUUUCGUUAAAUUUAUGCUUGUGUGUGAGGAUGUAUGAUUAAAGAGCUUAUAAUAAAAAUUAUUUUAAGUUA